This is a messenger RNA of Pomacea canaliculata, 4208 nucleotides long. RefSeq names its product dimethylaniline monooxygenase [N-oxide-forming] 5-like. Lineage: Eukaryota; Metazoa; Mollusca; Gastropoda; Architaenioglossa; Ampullariidae. The record is from RefSeq and is a predicted model, not a curated record. The transcript has 8 exons. Bases 299 to 2305 code for a protein of 668 amino acids. Gene Ontology annotation, molecular function: flavin adenine dinucleotide binding; N,N-dimethylaniline monooxygenase activity; NADP binding.
CUUUGUCCUCCUUCCGCAAAGCUGGUGAUCAAUCUGCACACUUCACUCCCCACUUCCCUCCCCUCUGUGGUCACGUGACAGAUACAUCUCAGUCUGUCCCCAGACUUUCUGCACCCUCACACCGACCACAGUGUUUCUGGAUCCUGGACAAGGUUCACCUGACACCUACAGCGCCUUUCAGGUGUCCUCGACAGCAGCGCUCUAAAUAUUUUCUUCAAACUAAGGAUAAAAGCCGACUGGACUGACUCCAUUUUGCAGUGUCCUUGCCGGAAAAACUAUUUUGAAAACGAGACUGAAGAUGGCUUCCAAUCCGGCGAAGAAAAUUCUUGUCAUAGGCGCGGGCUGCAGUGGUCUGACGGCGAUCAAGGCCUGCCUGGAAGAGAGUCAAAUCCCAGUUUGUUUCGAGAAGACUUUGGACAUCGGGGGUUUGUGGCGUUACUCAGAUGACCCUUCACCUUCUAACACGGCCGGCAUCUACCGCAGCCUCGUCAUCAACACCUGCAAGGAGAUGCUAGCGUUCAGCGACUUCCCCGUGCCGGACGAUCUGCCGCAGUUCCUAACCCACGACAAGAUGCUCCUUUACUUCCGUUUGUACGCGGAGCGCUUUGACCUCCUGCGUCACAUCCGCUUCAAUACCGAGGUGCGGCACGUGCGAAAGAGCGACGACCACGUGGUGUCGGGUCGGUGGACUGUGACAUACAUCCAGCAUGAAAGCAGUGACUGCGUCAUGAAAUGCCGCAAUGUCCAGAAGGUCCAGAAGGUCGAGGGUCACGACACAGAAUCAGGUCGCGAUGAUCUCGAGGCCAGCGAUGUCUCAGGCGAGCGAGAAAGAGAAAAUAAAGGGAACGACCAGAGGGAGGAGCGUCCGGGACUAACAGGGAGACUAGUAGGAAUUAAGGACGAGGACUUUUCGUUACCACGGUUUUGCCGAGUGAUGAUAGAGGACUUCGAUGGGGUCAUGAUAUGCACGGGGCAUCAUACUGUUCCUUAUUUGCCUUCUUUUCCCGGCGCAGAAGUCUUCCGGGGUCGUAUCUUGCACUCUCAGGAGUACAAGGUCCCCGAGCACUUCCAGGGUCAACGGGUGCUCGUUGUUGGAAUUGGCAACUCUGCAGUCGACAUUGCCUCUGACCUGGCCAAAACUGCCCAAAAGGUGUUCUUGAGCACUCGUAGGGGCUCCUGGAUCGUCCCGCGCACUGCCUUGUGGGGAAUACCCGCCGACAUGCUGGCCAACAGUCGGGCCGUCUUCAGCCUACCCGCCAGGUUCUUGGAGUGGUGCGUGGAGAAACAAGCCAACCUGCGCAUGGACCAUCAACUUCUGGGCCUGAAGCCCAGACACGGAUUGCUGGGUGCACACCCGACCAUUAACGACGAGAUUCCAUUUCACCUGAUGAAUGGGAGAGUGCAGGUUCGUCCCGACGUGGCUCAGAUCCAUCCUCAAUCUGUUCAGUUCCAAGACGGCACGACGGAAGUGGUCGAUGCUAUUAUUAUGGCCACCGGAUACGACUACCGGUUAGAUUUUAUCGACCCGGAAGUGAUCCGAAUAGAGCAGAACCAGGUGGACCUGUACCUGUAUGUCUUUCCUCCUCAUCUUCCACACCCAACGCUGGCUGUCAUCGGCUUGGUGCAGGCGAUCGGGGCAGUGAUGCCCAUCUCUGAGAUACAGAGCCGCUGGUUCGUCCGUGUGAUGCUCGGUCGAGUCCAACUGCCACCCAGAGAAAAAAUGGAGGAAGACGUAGCGAAGAAGCAGAAGGACAUGGACACCAAGUACUACCAGUCGCGCAGACACACCUUACAGACCUUCUGGAUCGACUACAUGGACCAGGUAGCAUUGCACCUAGGAGUCAAGCCCAACAUAGGAUGCUUGUUCUUCACUGACCCAGAACUGGCCAUCAAGUGCUACCUGGGUCCUUGCCUGCCGGCGCAGUACCGCCUGCAAGGUCCGCACACCUGGCAGCACGCUGCGAGCUUCAUCAAGGGCACCAUGACCCGCACCUUUCGCCGCCACCCACAAGUUCAAGCUCGAAGUGACGAUUCCAGUAGCGACAACAGCAACCAGCUUCACAGCAGCAGCAAAAGGCGACGGGGUGAGGCCGUCCCUCCGCAUGAUGACGUUAAUAACGUCAUGACAACCGCCAAGGAGAGUGGCUCUCCUAAACUACGUCCCCACUUGGUUUCGGAAUCUUCGCCUUUGAAGUUUGCCGCGGGGUGGCUCUGCGAUCUGCUGAAGAUGUCCCGACUACCAGCAUCUCUCCUGCUGCUUUCUCUCUGCGUUGUCGCGUCGCUGUGGUGGAUGGCAUCAAACUGAAACUCGUCAGGUGAUGUCAUGAACUCAGAGUCUGUGACCUGCAACUUUCCUCAAAAUUCCAACAGAGUUAAAUUUCGCUGGUGGUUUCAUUCUAGAUAGGUCAAAAGUGUAUGCACAUAUCAUCAGGUUGUAAAUAUAAAAGCGUUAACUACGCCCAGAUAUAAUCCAAAAGAUGUGCAUCCAUCAGCGACAAACGGGAUGUGAGAAUAAGGGGAAACAAUCGAAGAUUUUACAUUCUACUUAAAGCCAAAUUCUUGUCUCCCUUGUGUCGCGUUGCCUACUCCAGCAUAAAACAUGUACGUCGGACGAAUAAAAAAGCUAAUUUUUUUUUUUUUUUUUUUGGGUGAAUAAAAUAUAUCUGGCUUCAUCUUUGUGGGUGGGUGGGAGUGUAUACUCUGUGAGAAUAAUGGCGCUGGGUGGGAGUGGAGACGGAAGUUUUGCUCCAGCUUCUUCAUGGUCCCUCCCGUUUGUCACGGACCAGUCCUUGCCUGUUUUUAGGUUAGUUUAACCCCUUCGCUACUUAUGAAGUGCAAAAGUAGAUAUGCAAUUGAGAAUGAAUGAGAAUUUCAGGGGGAAAAGGGUUAACUGUGAUACGGAGUAUUAGGUGAACACUGUUCAGCCGUAGAAUUUUCGGCGGGAACGAGGUUGGAAAAGUACUCAGCCCGGAAUAACUAUUCAUAACACUGCGCUAGUCAGACGCCGAACUGUAUGGUUACAAGCAACUGAUAUUUUGAAGAGGUACUGAAAGCUUAGGGAGGUGUUGGUGAGUCAGUACUGACACGUGGUUAGGAACUGAUACAUCGACGACUAGAACACUGGGAACUAUUGUAAACUAUGAACUGAGACAUUGAUAAGUAAAUAAUAGAUAAGUUAACAUAUGGUAAUACGAUUAUCUUAGAUGGUUUUCACCAUCUUCCCUAAAGAACUGUGUUGAGACAUUUUUGUAUGAAUAUACUUAUCUGUGUUCUAUUUCAUAAAAUCCUGAGCAACUUUAUAACAUGAUGUGGACAGCCUCAGGCGAUCGUUGUGUGUUGAAAGAACGCGUAUGCACGUGUGUGUGUGUGUUGCUCUGGUGAGAGCCGGCGUCCGUGUAGGAAUUGCAUUACAAAGUGAACCCAUGCAUGCGACAAAUACAUAGGUAAUUUGAUAAAUCAGUAUACGCCGUGUUCUUCCUCAGCACUAUCAAGUGUAGAAAGGCCUCUCCAAACCAUGAGGAAUAAACAUUUUAUCUCCCACCACCAGCCUCCCCAAAGACUUGCGCGUUACCAAGUUAAACGUUUUUAAUAUUCCUGAUAGGUGUGGCGUAAAUGAGGAGCCCACAGGCACCUCAACAUCUUGUCCGACCUAUUGACAUGGGGAAGCUAACAGCGACUUUUCUCCGGUUUUCAGAAGCAUACCGACCGGAUUAAAUACAGAAAUUUCAACCAUCAACAAUAAAUUAACAGAAUGUCUUUGUUGUCAGUCUUCAUACUUUCAUCGAGACAGCAACAAUCACAGAACGCUCUUUUGCGCUAUUCCCGAUGCACUUAAAAUUCUCUCCUGCAGUCUGCACAGCCAGAAAACUGGUUACUAAGUUAGAAUCUUGGAGACUGCUGGGUUGUCUUCAGCAUUUGCAUGAUCCAAAAAAAAAGUGAAAGGCAGCACAACCAGCAACGUCUUUUAAUUUUUGAAGACUGCCACAUCUUACCUGCUUCUUCUCCACUGUACAACAUGUAAGUUGCACAAAAAUUGCAACAACCGCAUGUAAGUUGUCCCAAAUCAUUCCACACAGUCACUGUACAAUAAGCUUAGUCUUGGGAAGAUCUCUCUACACAGUCAUUGAAAUGUUUGCAGUGUUUGGAGAUCUCUCUAAACAGUUGUUGAACUGUAAGUAGUGUUCCCUGAUAGUAAGCCCUACACCUCC